AAAUAAUAAAUAAUGUUGAUAAAAAGUCACCAACAUUUCAGAAAGAUACAGUUUUAGCGGGAUUUCGUUACGACAUGAAGCACAUUAAAGAUUUGAGUGGUUUGUGUCGAGAUGAAUUGGUGCAGUUUAUAAAUUCAUUUGAUUAUGUUUUUUUUGAUAUUGAUGGGGUUCUACUGUUAGCUACCACUCCCUUGGCAGGAGCUCGUGAAUGUAUCGAAGUUUUUAAAAAAUUGAAAAAACAAAUCGGAUUUGUAACAAAUAAUACUAUUAGUUCCUUUGAAGAGACAAAAUCCAAGCUAGCACCAUUUGGAGCUACCUCUCAUGAAAUAGUGACGCCAGUGAUGUCAGUUGUUGCUUAUUUAAAGAAGAUCCCUGACAUCUCAGAUAUAUUUUGCAUAGGUGGACAUGUGCUACGAGAUACUUUACAACAAGCUGGAUAUAACAUUGUAAAUUUUGAGGAAAUUCCGCUCCAGGAGGACAUGAGCUCUAUACGGAAAAUUUGUCUAGACUUCCUGGAAAAUUCUAAAAAUGUUGGUGCAAUUGUGGUAGAUCUGGAUGUGAAUUUUAGACUUAUACAAGCAGAAGCAGCGAUUUUGUUGCUAAACAGAAACCCUUCCAUGCCUUUUAUAGUUGCUGCUACUGAUGAUAGUGGACCUCUUACAGAAAAUAUUCAGUUUAUUGGAAAUCAAUUUUAUGUUAAUGCCAUAGAAAGACUAGGCAAAAAAGAAUGUACAAUAUUAGCUAAGCCAAGUAUAGAAUUGAAACACUAUCUUGAAGAGAGAUUCAAAAUUCCUGAUUUAAACAAAGUUUUGUUUAUUGGAGAUUCGCUUACAUCAGAUAUUACAUUUGCAAAUCGAGCAGGAUUUCAAAGUCUCCUCGUCUUGAGUGGACAAACAAAAUUGGACGACCUAGUCAACUGGACUCAUCAAGAAGAAAAUAGACCAGAUUAUUAUAUUAAAUGCUUAGACUCUUUUUAUCAACUAUUGUGCCAACUAGAAUUAUGCUAAAUUUAAAUCAUAAAUAAUUAUAAAAUUGCGUGGCAGAAUCCAAAAUAAAGCCCUUGCCCGAACUAGCAAACAUAAAUAUUUUAUUUCUUAAAACUCUGGAAAUCUUUUUCAAGUUUUAUAUUACAUUUCAUAACAAAUUCUUCGAGACAUUUUUAUAUCUCUUUAUAUUUCUCGGUCCACUUUAAAACAAAGUAAAUAUUUUUCAUUUACAAAGCCUCGCAAUAAUAUAAAAAUAAACUCUUGAAAAGUAUCGCGAAGAAUCUGGAGUGUUCAGGUUGCUACGGGGCGCAGCUUAAAUUUCAUAAAUAUUGUAAGGACCUAAACGGAAUUCUUUGUAAUCGUAUACAGCGGUAUGAUUUUCUCUUAAAGAAUUUUCUUCUUAGGCGACGAAAUUAUGCCAUUCGUUACCGAGAUUUAACACUGCUGCUGCCCCCAAAGCUUGGUUUCUUAUGUUACUGGGUGCAGCAUGAUGAAAACAAGAUGCUGACGUUGUCACUUUUUUGCAGUCACAUUGGAUUUUACAGAGAUUGUUUUUUUUAAACUAAAUAUUUACUUAGGAAUAUAAGCGUAUUUUCUCAUAAUAAACUUGGUCUGUUUUUCUUUA
Anthonomus grandis grandis is the source of this 1611-nucleotide messenger RNA. RefSeq lists its product as uncharacterized. Gene Ontology annotation, cellular component: cytoplasm. Gene Ontology annotation, molecular function: phosphatase activity. The transcript is spliced from 6 exons. The record is from RefSeq and is a predicted model, not a curated record. The coding region runs from base 75 to 1007 and encodes 310 amino acids. Lineage: Eukaryota; Metazoa; Arthropoda; Insecta; Coleoptera; Curculionidae.